Molecule: messenger RNA, 1117 nt
Organism: Taeniopygia guttata (zebra finch)
Lineage: Eukaryota; Metazoa; Chordata; Aves; Passeriformes; Estrildidae
Gene: LHFPL5
Product: LHFPL tetraspan subfamily member 5
Biological process (GO): sensory perception of sound; detection of mechanical stimulus involved in sensory perception
Cellular component (GO): plasma membrane
Source: RefSeq, marked provisional
GCCGCCGCCCGGGAGCCCGGCGGGAGCGGAGCGGGGCCGCGGGACCGGGACCGGAGCGGGGCCGGAGCCGGAGCGGGACCGGAGCGGGACCGGAGCGGGGCCGGGACCGGAGGGGGACCGGAGCCGCUGCCCCCACCAUGUCCAAGCUGCUGCCGGCGCAGGAGGCGGCCCGGAUCUACCACACCAACUAUGUGCGGAACGCGCGGGCCAUGGGGGUGCUCUGGGCCCUCUUCACGCUCUGCUUCUCCAUCCUGAUGGUGGUGACCUUCAUCCAGCCCUACUGGAUCGGCGACAGCAUCGACACGCCGCAGGCCGGCUACUUCGGCCUCUUCUCCUACUGCAUCGGCAACGCGCUCACCGGGGAGCUCAUCUGCAAGGGCAGCCCGCUGGACUUCGGCACCAUCCCCUCCAGUGCCUUCAAAACUGCCAUGUUCUUCGUAGGCAUCUCCACCUUCCUCAUCAUCGGCACCAUCCUCUGCUUCAGCCUCUUCUUCUUCUGCAACGCAGCCACCGUGUACAAAGUGUGUGCCUGGAUGCAGCUGGCAGCGGCUACAGGGCUGAUGAUCGGCUGCCUGAUCUACCCCGAUGGUUGGGACUCCAGCGAGGUGAAGCGAAUGUGCGGGGACAAAACGGACAAAUACACCCUGGGCGCCUGCACCGUGCGCUGGGCCUACAUCCUCUGCAUCAUCGGCAUCCUCGAUGCCCUCAUCCUCUCCUUCCUGGCCUUCGUGCUGGGCAACCGGCAGGACAACCUCCUCCCCUCGGAUUUCAAAGUGGAGAGCAAAGAAGAGGGAAAUGACUGACAGAGCUGAUCACCACGGACAUCUUCUUCCAUCAGCCCUUUUCUUUGAAGUGACUCUUCUAGGAAGCUUAAACUUACCAAAUUCUGUGGAUUUUCUACAGCUAUUUUCUUCACCCAUGGAGCUGCUCUUGGCUCAAAGCUCUUGUGGAGCUUAUUUGGUGGGAAGAGCCCAAAAUGGACAUGAGAGUUUUUCUGAGUCCAUCAGCAAGAGGGACAAGAGGGCAAGGAUGGCAAUUUGCUGCUUUUUUGGGGGGUUUGUACACCUUCUUUCAAGGAAAUUAUUUAUGAAUUAAAAAAAACACCACCAAAACAUCA